ACAUGGUUAAAAUCAGACCACGUCAAAGGUUUCACUGACUUUAUUUUGCCAAAGGAUAUUGGUGAAGAUGGCGGUUAUGAUAGUAAGGAGAUGUGUGAGUAUAGACCAUCCUGCUUGAAUAUCCUUAUGAUAUCUUUUCUGUUUUACACUUAUGUUGAUUCUCUGUACUAUUAGCUGAUAAAAUGUCCUGAAUAUACAUGUUAAUAAUUGUCAAGAAAAUUAGCAAACAAUUUUGUAUUCGAUCUGAAUAGCCUAUAUUUUCAAAAUUAUGAGGUACAUGUAAAAUCAUAAAACUUGAUUUGAAGUUUGAAUCUAGGUUACAGUGAGGCAUUUAUAAUAGGACCAAUCUGUGAAGUUAAAUUGCUCAUUGUUUUAAUAGUAUAACAACAAGCCAGAAACAGUAUGUGUUAUGUCUUAGUGUGGAAAAAAAUCAACCUUUUCUGUGUAUAGUUAUAUAGAAUUUUGCAACUUUCUUACUUUGACAAUCCAAGUCUAAAACUAGUUGUAAAAUAAUGAUUUAAACCUUUUAAGAUGUUGAAUUUGAACAGCAGAAUUGUUUUACAUUGACAUUUACAUUUAGCAGACAAUUUUACGCUUUUGCUUUUACAUAGGCCUACUCCAAAAAUUGCCAUUGUUUACUUGUUUUGUUACUUGUUUGCCUUUUUUUUAAAAAACUUUUGCUGCUGGGCUACUCCACAACGGUGAUGAUCCGAACCAGUCUAAAAUAGUCUGAAUAUAAACUCUUAUUAUACAGUAGGUGUACCAUAUAGUGAUUCAGUAUAAGACAACAAUUGUUUGGAUAGUGAAUUCAUGAUGUAUUUGCUCAUUAUAUAAUAAAAAAGUGAUAUUAACUCAUCCCACCAAAUAUAAUAGUUGAUGCUUUAAUAUUUUACUUGUUUUUCCUGUAGUCUACAAAAAGUACCAUGCAAUACACUUGUACUCCAGUGUAAAUACCAUGUAAAUGUUGAACCAAUAUAAAUAUGAUAAUCAUGCCAUCUAAUAUCCUACAUCACUCUACUACCAUGGUGCUACCACAAUACUUUUUGUAAAGUUCUUGUCAGUACUAUUGAACUGAUGAUUUGACCCAUACAGUGCUGGAGGUUGAGAAAGACUUCAUAGAAGCAGCAAAGAGAAACGACGUGGAGGGCAUGAAGCUUCUAGUGAGAGGCGUUAAUGUCAAUGCCAAGAAUGUGGUAUGUCAAUAAACAUCUAACUUACACAGCACGGUCGAACUGCUCUUCAUUAUGCCGUGGCCUUCAGAAAUGUGGAAGUUGUGGAUAUGCUCCUUCGAAGGAGAGCCAAACUAGAUUUACAAGAUAAGCAUGGACUGACUGCUAUUCACUUAGCAGCGUGGUUUGGGAGUUUGGAAAUCCUCAAGUUACUUGUUCAAAGUGGAGCUGACCAAAGCGUUGAAAAUACGGAGGGCCUGAACAUGAUGCACUGCGCUGCCAUGAACAAUCACACUGAUAUUGUAGAGUACAUCGUUGAUGACCUGCAAAUGGGAGAACUUGACAAAGAAGAACAAUAUGGUAACAGACCCUUUGCCCUGGCCGCAGCACACGGCUGUGUUCGCAUGCUACAGAUGCUGAUGGAGGAACCUUAUAACAUGGCCACCAUGGAGGAAAAUAAGGUUGGAGACACACCUUUGCAUCUGGCAGCAAAGCACGGUCAACAUGAAACGCUGCACCUACUUCUAGACAACUUUGACAUUCGCAAUGAUGUCAACCAGGCAGGGCAGACCGCUCUGUAUCUGGCUGCAGAUGGAGCUCAUGAGGACUGUGUACAAGCCCUUCUGGAGGCACAAUGUGACCCAAACAUCUUUACCUUAAGCAGAAGCAGCCCUCUGCAUCCAGUCUGUGAGAGGGGACACUUUCCAAUUGUAAAACUCCUCCUGAAUAGUGGAGCCCAAAUAAACGCUCAAGACCAGCAUAUGCAAACUCCAUUCCAUCUAGCAGUGAAGAACUGUCAUAUCCCCGUAAUCCACACCCUACUUGAGGCUGGCUGUGAUCCAAACAUUACAGAUCAUAUGGGACAAACUGCACUCCAUAUCGCUGCUGAGAUGGGGAAGGUGGAUGUGGUCGAGAUGAUUCUGAAAGCCGAGGUGGAUCUGGAGAUUCAGGACAGGCAAAAUAAAACAGUUCUUGGAGUGGCGGCGAGGGGAAAUAUGGUUAUAAUUGUGGACAUGAUCAUCAAAGCUGAGAGAUAUUUCAGAUGGAAGUGCAAUUAUCAAAUGAAUAAUACAGAUGCCAUUGAGAGCCUUCACAACGAAUCACCAUUGACGUUCAAAUUAGAUCACUCCCCUGACACGAAUCCGCUGCGUGAUAUGAUAUGGGAGCUUGCAUACAAACACCUUAAGCGCAAUGACUGGAAGAAGUUGGCAGAGCUCUGGGAGUUCACAGAGGAUCAGGUGGCUGCCAUCGAAGAGCAGUGGACAGGUCCUGACAGUUUCAAAGAGCAUGGGAACAGGAUGCUUCUGAUUUGGCUUCAUAGAGUCAUGAUAGAAGGAAGCAACCCAGCCAAAGGCCUGUAUGAGGGACUGCUUUCUGUUGGGAUUACAAAGAUUGCUGGUAGGAUGUUUUUACUCAUCUUUACAGAAUGCCGUUAUUUUUGGUUUCAAUGUCUUGAAGGAACCAUCAGUAAUAAACGGUAUAGUAUUUGCUUUUAAAUGGUACAUUUAAUAGAGUGUGUGUUUUACAGUCAUUUAUAAUGUCCCUUACAUUAAAAAUAGCAGAAAGGAAAGAGUGAAAUCUCAUAACAUAUA
Molecule: messenger RNA, 2761 nt
Organism: Pimephales promelas (fathead minnow)
Lineage: Eukaryota; Metazoa; Chordata; Actinopteri; Cypriniformes; Leuciscidae
Gene: ankdd1b
Product: ankyrin repeat and death domain containing 1B
Biological process (GO): signal transduction
Molecular function (GO): protein binding
Source: RefSeq, a predicted model, not a curated record